GGGGGUCCUGGUCUUUGGCUUCUCGACUCGGUCCUGUUUCGACAGCGAACAUGUCUCGGCCUGUCAGAAAUAGGAAGGUCGUUGAUUAUUCACAGUUUCAGGAAUCUGAUGAUGCUGAUGAAGAUUAUGGAAGAGAUUCGGGCCCUCCAGCUAAGAAAAUUCGAUCAUCUCCCCGAGAAGCUAAAAAUAAGAGGCGAUCUGGAAAGAAUUCACAGGAAGAUAGUGAGGACUCAGAAGAAAAAGAUGUGAAGACCAAGAAGGAUGAUUCUCACUCAGCAGAGGACAGUGAAGAUGAAAAAGAAGAUCAUAAAAAUGUGCGCCAGCAACGGCAGGCAGCCUCUAAAGCAGCCUCUAAACAGAGGGAGAUGCUCAUGGAAGAUGUGGGCAGUGAAGAAGAACAAGAAGAAGAGGAUGAGGUGCCAUUCCAGGAGAAAGAUUCCGGCAGUGAUGAGGAUUUCCUAAUGGAAGACGAUGAUGAUAGUGACUAUGGCAGUUCAAAAAAGAAAAACAAAAAGAUGGUUAAGAAGUCCAAACCUGAGAGAAAAGAAAAGAAAAUGCCCAAACCCAGGCUAAAGGCCACAGUGACGCCAAGCCCUGUGAAAGGCAAAGGGAAAGUGGGUCGCCCCACAGCUUCAAAGGCAUCAAAGGAAAAGACUCCUUCUCCCAAAGAAGAAGACGAGGAACCAGAAAGCCCUCCUGAAAAGAAAACAUCUGCAAGCCCUCCACCUGAGAAAUCUGGGGAUGAAGGGUCUGAAGAUGAAGCCCAGUCUGGGGAGGAUUAAAAGUGAUGAUGGUUUGGGGAGAGAUUUUAUUAAAAAAAGAGAAAAAAAAAAGAAAAAAGAAAAAAAGAGGGGAAAAAAAAAGAAAACCUACUUAAGAUAGAAUAUGGUUUUGGCUAUGGCUUGACUCAUGGGCUUUCAAUGCUUUUUUUUUCCUUUUGUUGAAAAUAACAUUUUCUUCUUUUUCUUCUUUUUCUUCUUUUUUUUUUUUUAAGAAAACCAUUGUAUGUUUAAUUUACCUUUUUUGUCUAUGGGUCUCUUUGUCACGACCCCCUCUUCUCCCUCCCCCUCUUUCCCAAUGAAAGCCAUGUUAAAUUAA
Eubalaena glacialis (North Atlantic right whale) is the source of this 1098-nucleotide messenger RNA. It is a transcript of the gene NUCKS1, whose product is annotated as nuclear casein kinase and cyclin dependent kinase substrate 1. Gene Ontology annotation, molecular function: single-stranded DNA binding; double-stranded DNA binding. The transcript is spliced from 7 exons. Gene Ontology annotation, cellular component: cytoplasm. Gene Ontology annotation, biological process: double-strand break repair via homologous recombination; interstrand cross-link repair. Lineage: Eukaryota; Metazoa; Chordata; Mammalia; Artiodactyla; Balaenidae. The coding region runs from base 51 to 782 and encodes 243 amino acids. The record is from RefSeq and is a predicted model, not a curated record.